Molecule: messenger RNA, 1499 nt
Organism: Lutzomyia longipalpis
Lineage: Eukaryota; Metazoa; Arthropoda; Insecta; Diptera; Psychodidae
Gene: Fen1
Product: flap endonuclease 1
Exons: 3
Coding region: 124-1266 (380 amino acids)
Cellular component (GO): nucleus
Molecular function (GO): 5'-3' exonuclease activity; 5'-flap endonuclease activity; manganese ion binding
Source: RefSeq, a predicted model, not a curated record
UAUACCUCACAUGCCGAGCCUUACCCCACUGGGUUUUUUCUGACAUAACCUCAAAAAUUUGCUUUUUCCGGCGUCUCUGAGGGAGGAAAAUUGAGGAAAUUCCGUGAAAAACAAAGUGAAAUAAUGGGAAUUUUGGGUUUAUCAAAGCUAAUUGCGGACCUUGUGCCCACGGCAAUUAAGGAAAAUGAAAUUAAAAAUUAUUUCGGCAGGAAAGUGGCUGUUGAUGCAUCAAUGUGCCUGUAUCAGUUCCUAAUAGCCGUACGGAGUGAAGGGGUACAGUUGACAACUGUUGAUGGCGAGACAACGUCCCAUUUGAUGGGAAUCUUCUACCGGACAAUUCGUCUUCUGGACAAUGGCAUUAAGCCGGUGUACGUGUUCGAUGGGAAGCCCCCAAAUCUCAAAGGGAGUGAAUUGCAGAAGCGUGCUGAACGUCGUGAGGAGGCACAGAAGCAGCUGGAUAAGGCAAUAGAGGCGGGGGAUCAGGAGGCAAUGGAUAAAUUCAAUAGGCGCCUCGUGAAGGUGACAAAAGAACACACAGCUGAGGCAAAGGAGCUCCUUAAGCUCAUGGGGGUCCCCUUUAUUGAGGCCCCAUGCGAGGCAGAAGCCCAGUGUGCUGCCAUGGUGAAGGCAGGGAAGGUCUUUGCAACGGCCACUGAGGAUAUGGAUGCCCUGACAUUUGGGUCAAGCCUCCUACUGCGGCAUCUCACAUCCAGUGAAGCCCGGAAGUUACCUGUGCAGGAAAUUAACUACGAACGCGUUCUCCAUGGAUUGGAAUUCACUGCUGAUCAAUUUAUUGACUUGUGCAUCCUCCUGGGGUGCGAUUACUGCGAAAGUAUCAAGGGAGUUGGACCAAAGAGGGCUAUUGAGCUGAUAACGCAACAUAAGAACAUCGAAACAAUCCUCGAGAAGAUUGACAAGAAGAAGUAUCCCGUUCCGGAGGAUUGGAACUACGAUCAAGCACGAAAACUCUUCAAAGAACCCGAAGUUCAGGAUCCACAAACAGUUGAGAUGAAGUGGACAGAUCCAAAUGAGGAAGGAAUCGUGGAGUUCCUCUGUGGGCAUCGUCAAUUCAACGAAGAACGCAUCCGUUCGGGUGUGCAGAAGAUCAAGAAAUCCAAAUCAAUGGCAACUCAGGGACGUCUUGACAGCUUCUUCAAGGUUCUCCCCACAACAUACGCAACGAAACGUAAAGCUGAUGAACCCAAGAAAGGACAAGCAGGGAAGAAGGCAAAGACAACUCCUGCAAAAGGUGGGAAAAGGAAGUAAAACAAAUGGGCAAAAUCUCUUUGAAAAAAAAAUCAUUUUUUACAACUUCCGGACAUUCUUUUACAUUUCCUGCAACAUAUAUUGCUUUGCAAGUGCCCGGAGGAAUUUCAUUUUACGAUUAUUUGCUGCUUCUCUCUUGAUUUCCUCAUUGUUAUUGGCAUUUAGCUCCAAUUGACUCAUGUAAGAGAUCUAAAAAGAAGAGAAAAUAAAUAAAAGUUAAAGAUUUUUGAAUA